Molecule: messenger RNA, 336 nt
Organism: Protopolystoma xenopodis
Lineage: Eukaryota; Metazoa; Platyhelminthes; Monogenea; Polystomatidea; Polystomatidae
Source: the annotation of a GenBank genome assembly
AUGGUAGCUCCCGGCGUCGGACUGUGGACAUACGUUUCUCCGGCGAUGAAGUCGGUAUCGUCAGUGAGUCUUGCCAAUCUUUGCGCCAGGCCACAAUUCGCCAAAGAGCCUGAAGUCAAUUCUCUGACCAAUUUUUCGCCGAAGGUUUGUGUUAUCACUUCCUUCUGUCUUGGCACAUCUACCUACGCACCAUCCUCGUAUCUCACGCCCUCACAACUUAUAACUUGUCUGUUUACCUGGCCCUCCCUCCAUCUCGAUUUUAUGCAAUUGCUGAUCCGACUCGGACCUCUUAUCAGAAUCUCCCUGAUAGCUUUAAAGAUUUGUUGCUUAUCUUAG